AUGUCUCUAGGACGACGUUGGGAAGCCGAUACUCUCGUGGCACCGGAAUGGCUCAAUAAUGGAGAUAAUGCUUGGCAGCUCACUGCAGCGACUCUCGUCGGCUUGCAAUCUGUACCGGGGCUCAUGAUCAUAUAUGCUGGGCUGGUCAAGAAGAAGUGGGCAAUAAAUUCAGCAUUCAUGGUGCUCUAUGCGUUUGCAGCCGUGCUGAUCUGCUGGGUUGUAUGGGCAUACAAAGCUUCCUUUGGCAAGCAGAUGUUGCCAUUUGUCGGUGUCCCAGGGCCCGCGGUCGGUAUGGACUACGAACUCCAACAGGCGAUUCUACCAGAGGCCGGGCUCAAAGCAGCUUAUCCAAUGAGCACAAUGGUUUACUUCCAAUUUGUCUUCGCGGCUAUAACGGUGGUUCUCAUUGGAGGAGCGGCGCUUGCGAGAAUGAAUUUCCUCGCAUGGAUGGCUUUUGUUCCGCUAUGGUUGACCUUGAGCUACACCGUUGGUGCUUUCAGCAUAUGGGGAGGCGGUUUUUUGUAUGAUCUUGGUGUUCUCGAUUACUCUGGUGGGUAUGUCAUCCACGUAUCUUCGGGAACAGCAGGAUUUGUAUUGGCAUACUGGGUGGGACCCCGACAUCCCAGAGAUCGGACUGAAUUUCAUCCAAACAACGUUCUUCUUGCUCUCACCGGUGUGGGUCUACUCUGGCUGGGUUGGAAUGGUUUCAACGGGGGAGAUCCGUAUACAGCAUCGCCCGAUGCGGGUGCAGCAGUGUUAAACACGAAUGUUUGCACCGCGAUGAGUAUGCUGACAUGGACUGCAUUGGAUCUGGUCUUCUUUAAAAAGCCUUCUGUCAUCGGAGCAGUACAAGGUAUCAUCACUGGUCUAGUGGCAAUAACUCCAGCGGCAGGAUUUGUUGCAGGAUGGGGGGCUAUUAUCAUCGGAUUUUGUUCUGGCUCAAUUCCAUGGAUGUCGAUGAACAUUCUUGGAAAGCAGAAAUGGUUCUUGGAUUUUGCUGACGAUGUUGUUGGCGACUUUCACACUCAUUUGGUGGGCGGCAUUGUCGGUGGGUUCCUCACUGGUCUCUUCGCGACCAGUGAAGGCACUGCUGCAUUUGCUCUGGCACCGAAUGGAGGCGCAAUUGAUGGAAAUGGUCGGCAGGUCUGGGUACAGAUCGUUGGUUUCCUCUUCAUCAUUGGUUGGAACAUAUUUUGGACGAGCGCUAUCUGCCUCUUCAUUCGAUACGUUCUUCGAAUACCGCUGCGGUACAGUGAGGAGGUAUUGCUGAUCGGUGAUGAGGAGAUUCAUGGUGAACUCCCGUAUGCAUUCUUCCAUGAUGGAAGGCACGAUUAUGAUGCUAGGUAUGGGCGACCAAGUAUUGAUGUGGAACGCACUGGCGUUCUUGAUGGCCUAGAGGCUCAUGGAGGUGUCGAGACUGAGGCAGGUGAAAGCUCAAAUGGCGCAAAGGUGGAGAAACAAGAAUAG
Exophiala bonariae is the source of this 1467-nucleotide messenger RNA. RefSeq lists its product as uncharacterized. The transcript has 2 exons. NCBI's taxonomy places the organism in Eukaryota, Fungi, Ascomycota, Eurotiomycetes, Chaetothyriales, Herpotrichiellaceae. Gene Ontology annotation, molecular function: ammonium channel activity. The coding region runs from base 1 to 1467 and encodes 488 amino acids. The record is from RefSeq and is a predicted model, not a curated record. Gene Ontology annotation, biological process: ammonium transmembrane transport. Gene Ontology annotation, cellular component: plasma membrane.